Messenger RNA from Drosophila elegans, 1028 nucleotides. Its product is annotated as MORN repeat-containing protein 3. The record is from RefSeq and is a predicted model, not a curated record. The transcript is spliced from 2 exons. Lineage: Eukaryota; Metazoa; Arthropoda; Insecta; Diptera; Drosophilidae. Bases 49 to 966 code for a protein of 305 amino acids.
ACACAUUACCAUAUCUUUAAAAGUCCAGGUUAAGUUUUCGAAGCGAGCAUGGGUACCUGUUUGGAACGUUAUUUUUGCCCUAAUAAACCUGUGUGCAGCUCAGGCAGAAGAGCCACUUUCUACUAUCCUGGAGGUGGGUCCUACUCAGGUUAUUGGUUAUGCAACGAACACCAGGGUUGGGGGGUUAAGAAGACGGCAGUGCGAACUUCUCAGUAUUAUUUGGGUAAGAAGCAGCCCCAAGGUCAGCUUGUCUACGAGGGUCACUGGGUGAUGAACAAGCGGCAUGGAGUCGGAUCAAUGCUACGCAAGCGUGGGACUGACGUACAGUUGAUAUAUUCGGGAAGAUGGUACGAUGACAUGAAGUGUGGGGAGGGCAAGCAAUUUUAUCCCGACGGGUGCGUCUACUUCGGAAAAUGGCUGAGAAACCGACGCCACGGACUGGGCGUUCAAUGGUACAAAGAUGGGAGAAUCUAUGCGGGCGAGUGGGAAGCUAAUUUCCGACACGGCUUGGGCGUAUUGUUCUACGCUAAUGGCAAUAGAUACGAAGGACACUUUGCACGAGGAUAUAAAAAUGGUGAGGGAGUAUUCUACCAUAUGCACACGGGUCAAAUCCAGAAAGGAAUGUGGGAAAACGAUAAUGUCAAGACAUCGAUCAUGCAAGAUGAUCCCAAAAUACGAUGCAAUCUUGCUGUAACGCCGUAUCCGAUACCUCGAAACUAUCUUAAAUAUCCCAACGAAAUUAUGCGGGAACUUUUUAAAAAUUAUAAAAUUUUUAGCGAUAAGCCUCAUCGUAGAUUUAAUGACAAAGUCAGUCUUGACUUUAUUCACCAUCACCGAAAAUACGCUUCCUUUGAAGAACGCUUCGCGUCGCCAACAAUUGUAGACCUCUACCCUGGUGCUGAAUUUGCUUGUACUUGUGAUUGCGAACAGGUUGCCAGAAAUGAAUCCAAUGUUACUCAGAUUUAGCUUUGUAAACCAUUUUCAGCCCUAUUGAUUGCUUAAAUAUUAAAAAACUAAAUUAGUUGUGA